Melopsittacus undulatus (budgerigar) is the source of this 1732-nucleotide messenger RNA. RefSeq names its product cilia and flagella associated protein 45 (gene CFAP45). The record is from RefSeq and is a predicted model, not a curated record. Bases 55 to 1707 code for a protein of 550 amino acids. The transcript has 12 exons. Lineage: Eukaryota; Metazoa; Chordata; Aves; Psittaciformes; Psittaculidae.
UGGGGAAGGGGCGCGUUGCUAUGGCGACGGCUGGAGGCCGCCGAGCGGAGCGGGAUGCCCACCAGCAUCCCGGCACCCCGCAGCCGGUACCGCACGAAGGCUCAGAGCUCCACAGCGGAGGAUGAGCUGCUGUUCGGGAAGAAGCAGCCGUCGCGCCCCGACAGCCCCAUUGUGCUCCUUAGGGAUGUGAGGACAGCUCCCAAAGCGCUGUCCCUCAGCAGGUACAAGCCCAAGACCACCCUCAUCAUCACCAAGGACUUCAUCCGGGAGCUCAUCACCCCCAGGGAGAAGCCCCCAGCAUCCCUCAUCAUGGCUCCCGAGGACUUCCAGCGCAUUAAAGCAGCAGCUCAAGUGCUGAGCAAGGAGGAGCGGGAGGCCAGACUGGCAGCCCUCAAAGCAGCCAAGGAGGCCGCUCUCGAGGCAUCAAACCAGCGCAAGGCAGCAGCAGAGCAGGCAGCAGUGGAGCAGAAGCAGACAGGGAAGCUGGAGGAGCUGGAAGAGGCAGCAAAGGAGCAGGCCCAGCACGUGCUGCAGAGGGCAAACAGGAUGCGCAUGGAGCAGCAGGAUGAGAUCAAGGAGUUCAGUGAGCUGCUCCUCGGUGCCAAGUGCCACAUGAUCCGCGACGCACAGAUCCUGGAGAAACGGCUCAUUGCCAAGGAGCUGGAUGAGGAGGAGAAGCGCCUGGACCACAUGAUGGAGGUGGAGAGGAGGAAGGCUGAGGAGAUGCAGGAGGAGCUGGAGCGCAGGAGGAAGCAGGAGCUGCUCAGAGGGAGGCAGGAGCUGGUGAGGCAGAUGGAGCAGAACGCGGAGGAGCGGGUGCUGAGGGCCGAGCAGAGGGAGCAGGAGGCACAGGAGAUGCGGCAGCACCUGGAGCGGAUGAAGCUGGAGGAUCUGAAGGACAUGGAGCGGAGGCAGGAGCAGCACAGGCAGAUCCAGGCUGAGAUCAAACGCGUCAACACCGAGAACCAGAAGCUCAAGGCAGAGCAGCAGGAGCUGGAGCGGCUGGAGGACGAGCGGGUGCUCGAGUACCAGAGGCAGAAGCUGGAGCGCGAGGCCAAGCUGGAAGCUGAGCAGGAGCAAAUCCGUGUGGAGAAGGAGAAGGAGCUGGCGCGGCUGAGGGCCAUGCAGGAGAGGGCCCAGGACCACCAGGCAGAGCGAGACGCCCUGAGAGCCAAGCGCAUCCAGGAGGCUGCGGAGCGCGAGUGGCGGCGCAAGGAGAUGGAGCUGGCGCGGCAGAAGGUGGAGGCCGAGGAGCAGCUCCGGCAGAGCCGCCGGGAGCAGAUGGCACAGCAGGAGCGAGCCAGGGCCGUGCAGGCACAGCAGGAGCGCCAUGAGUUCCAGCGGCUCCUCCGGCUGCAGCGGGAGCAGAUGGAGAAGGAGAAGGCCGAGGAGCAGCGGAAGGCAGCCGAGCGCCAGGCUCACGCCAGAGCCGUGCGGCUCCAGGUGCGGCAGCGGCAGCAGGAGCUGGCGCAGGAGCGAGCGGCUGCCUUCGAGGAGGCUCAGCGCCGGCAGGAGGAGGCUCAGCGCCGCAGCCGCAGCAUCGCCCGCUUCAAGCAGCAGAAGCUGCAGGAGCUCAGAGACUCUGGUGUGCCCGAGAAGUUCUGUGCCCAAGUGCAGCUCAGGGACCAGCACCGAACCAUCGUCGCCUCAGGCCGGGCCCGGCGCGGCGUGGGGCCAGGCUCCACCAGGGCACUGAUGCUUUCUUAGGCUGUUUCCUACCAAUAGAGAUGUU